Molecule: messenger RNA, 1191 nt
Organism: Ipomoea nil (Japanese morning glory)
Lineage: Eukaryota; Viridiplantae; Streptophyta; Magnoliopsida; Solanales; Convolvulaceae
Product: probable caffeoyl-CoA O-methyltransferase At4g26220
Exons: 7
Coding region: 366-1055 (229 amino acids)
Molecular function (GO): O-methyltransferase activity; S-adenosylmethionine-dependent methyltransferase activity
Source: RefSeq, a predicted model, not a curated record
GCAAUUCAUAUACCUAACUUUAACCACUGCAAAGUGCAAACCUUGCUUAUUCUUCUUCGAUUUCGCAAUUCGCAGUUUUAAAAGAGCGACUGAAUAAUUGGUUGCCCGGGUGGCGGACUGAAGGUGAAGGUUGUGGCGUCGGCGGAACAGCGGUGGAGUGACGAAGAUCGAACGGCUAGCUGAGGACUGAGAGAGCACUGCUGCUUAGACUUUGGAUUUGAUUGAUUCCUAAAUUGUUUUGACAUUACACAUCUUAUGUUGAGAAGUCGAAAGCUGGAGAAGAACCCUUAGCUUGGACUUUGUAGAUCAUCUUUCGGAGAUAUUGGGGGACAUACUACAAGCUGCAGGAAUUGAAGUUCAGCACAAUGCUUGAGAAGGGAUUGUUGAAGAGUGAAGAACUAUACAAGUAUAUAUUGGAGACUAGCGUGUAUCCACGCGAAGCUGAGCCCCUCAAAGAAUUAAGAGCCAUCACUGCUAAUCAUCCAAAUUGUCUGAUGGCAACUGCACCAGAUGCAGGUCAAUUGAUACGUAUGGUGUUGAGUCUCCUUAAUGCCAAAAGGACGAUUGAAAUUGGAGUGUUUACUGGAUACUCAUUGCUCCUCACAGCUCUCACCAUUCCUGAUGAUGGCAAGAUUAUAGCCAUAGACCAAGACCGAGAAGCAUACGAAUAUGGGUUGCCAGUUAUAAAAAGAGCUGGAGUUGAGCACAAAAUCACUUUUGUGGAGUCUGAUGCUUUGAUGGCUCUUGAUCACCUCCUGGAAGAUAAUGGUAACAAAAACAGUCUUGACUUUGCUUAUGUUGAUGCGGACAAAAAGAGUUACAAAAAGUAUCAUGAAAAACUAUUGCAGUUGAUUAAGGUUGGUGGGAUCAUAGUGUACGAUAACACCUUGUGGGGAGGAACGGUUGUAAUGCCGGAGGAGUCUGUUAUCGACCGGAUGAAACCAGGCCGGCAAUAUACAAUUGAGUUUAAUGCAUUUUUGGCUUUGGAUGAUCAAGUGCACAUCUCUCACGUCCCUGUAGGUGAUGGGAUUACUAUUUGUAAGCGUCUCAAAUGAGUGAUGAAUAGAUUUUUCGCGAUUGGGAGCAAAACAGUCAUUUCAAAAUCAAACGGUCGUCGCUACAAGAAGAAGGUAGGAGAUGGAAGAGUUUGAAAUGAUUGCUUUGUCCUCGUGAAUAAACAAUUUAAAAACA